This is a messenger RNA of Plasmodium relictum, 3735 nucleotides long. It is a transcript of the gene PMS1, whose product is annotated as DNA mismatch repair protein PMS1, putative. The transcript has 2 exons. Gene Ontology annotation, molecular function: mismatched DNA binding; ATP hydrolysis activity; ATP-dependent DNA damage sensor activity. NCBI's taxonomy places the organism in Eukaryota, Apicomplexa, Aconoidasida, Haemosporida, Plasmodiidae. The record is from RefSeq and is a predicted model, not a curated record. Bases 1 to 3735 code for a protein of 1244 amino acids. Gene Ontology annotation, biological process: mismatch repair. Gene Ontology annotation, cellular component: MutLalpha complex.
AUGCAGAUAAGAAACAUUGGUAAAGAGUCUAUUCAUGCUAUAUGUAGUAGUCAAGUAAUAUUCACAUUAAGUAGUGUUGUAAAGGAGUUAGUUGAAAAUUCAAUUGAUGCAGAUGCGAAUGAAAUAAAAAUAAAAUUAAUAGAAAGUGGAAUAAAAUUAAUCGAAGUACAUGAUAAUGGAAAAGGAAUAAAAAAAAUAAAUUUUGAAAAUGUUUGUGCUAGACAUGCUACAUCAAAAAUAAGUGAAUUUAAUGAUAUUCAGAAUUCUUUGAAUACUUUGGGUUUUAGAGGUGAAGCAUUAAAUUCUUUAUGCAUGUUAAGUGAUUUAAAUAUCACUACUAAAAAUGAUGAAAGUGAACAUGGUUAUUUAUUAAAAUUUGAUAAGCUCGGAAAGUUAGUUCAUGAAGAGCCAAUUGCAAGAUUAAGAGGAACAACUGUUAGUUGUGAAAAUAUCUUUAAAAAUAUACCUAUAAGAAAAAAGGAUUUUAUAAAAAAUAUAAAAACGCAAUUAUCUCAAUUGCUGCUUUUGAUGCAGCAGUAUGCUAUUAUUUAUCAUCAAAUAAAAUUUUCUAUUAAUAAUAUUGUUGUAACUAAAGGAGUAACAAAAAAUAUUAAUUUAUUAAUGACGAAUGGAAAUGAUAACAUAAUAAAAAACUUCUAUUCAAUUUUUGGGAAAAGAAAUAUUGGAAAUUUAAUGGAAUUUAAUAUUGAUUCCGAUUGUUGGAAAAUAAGAGGAUUUAUUAGUGAUAAUAAUAGUGGAAGAAGAGAUAAAGAUUUACAAUUUUAUUAUAUGAAUAGUAGACCUAUACAUAUAUUAAAAAAUGUAAAUAAAAUUAUUAAUACUAUUUUCAGAGAAUUUAAUAGUAGAUUAUACCCAAUUAUCAUAAUUAAUAUUUUAUCGGAUACUAAAAAUAUAGAUAUUAAUGUUACACCUGAUAAAAGAGAAGUUUUUUUUACAUUUGAAAAUGAAAUGUGUGAGCAAAUUAAAAAUUCUCUAGUGAAGUUACUAACACCUAAAACGAAUAAUUUAAUUGAUACACAAAUUGGUGAUUACUUUUUGAAGAGUAAUAAUAUAUUAUCUAAAAAUAAUAAUUUAAAAAUAGAAAAUGAUUAUGAAAAAGACCUUCAUAAUUUAAACAAAAGCAAUAAAAAUAAUGAUUGCUCAAAUAAUGAAAGUUGUGAUAACAUUUAUAUUAAAAAGGAAAAGGAUAACAUUAAUGAUUACGAUAAUGAUGAUAAUAAAAAUGGUAGUUAUGACAAAGACAAUAUCUUAAAAAUAGAAGGCAAUAAUAAUAUAAAAGUAUGUUAUAAUAAUCGAGAUAAUAAUAAUUAUUAUACAAAUAAUGAAUUUCAAAAUAAUAGUAACAAUAUUAAUGAUACGAAUUUUGAAAAUACGUAUAGUUUUUAUAAAAAUGAAAUGAGUUCUGAAGAUAAAAAUAUAGAGAAACAAAGUGUAAAUUCUGUUAUAAAUGAAAAUAAAGUUAAUGAACACAAUUAUUCUAUGUUUGUAAAAAAAGAGAGAGAAAAACAAGUAUUUAAAUAUGAUAACUAUGUUACUUCUAAAGAGGAAAAUUUUGUUUAUGAUUCCUUAAAUACAAACACAAAAGAAAAAUUUGAUAAUGAAAAUGAGGCAUGUCCUUAUUAUUCUGAUUAUGUUCAAUUCAAAAAUAUAAACAAGGAUGAUAAUAUAAUAUAUCACGAAAAGGGAACCACUGAUAUUCAAAUAAAUAAUAAUAUAAACACUAUAAAAAAAUCAUUAGAACAUAAUAUGAUUAAAAAAGAAAAACCAAAAAACGAAUAUAAAUUAAAAAAUGAUAAAAAUGAUAACAUAUACGAAUACAAAUUAGAAAAUAAUGAAAGUGAUAAUGUGUACGAAUAUAAAUUAAAAAAUGAUACAAAUGAUAAUAUAUAUGAAUACAAAUUAGAAAAUAAUGAAAGUGAUAAUGUGUACGAAUAUAAAUUAAAAAAUAAUGAAAAAGAAAAUGAAAAUAUGUAUGAAUAUAAAUUAGAAAAUUAUGUAAACGAAAAUACAAAUGAAAAUAAAUUAAAAAAUGAUGAAAAAGAGAAAGUAUAUGAAUACAAAUUAAAAAAUGAUGAUGAAAAUAUGUAUGAAUAUAAAUUGGAAAAUAAUGAAAAAGAAAAUGAAAAUAUGUAUGAAUAUAAAUUAGAAAAUUAUGUAAACGAAAAUACAAAUGAAAAUAAAUUAAAAAAUGAUGAAAAAGAGAAAGUAUAUGAAUACAAAUUAAAAAAUGAUGAUGAAAAUAUGUAUGAAUAUAAAUUGAAAAAUAAUGAAAAUGAAAACACGUAUGAAUAUAAAUUUAAAAAUAUUCAAAAUGAGUUUAGCAGUUCACAAGUAAGCGAACAUAAAAUGAAAAUAAUAAAGGUAGAACAAGAAAAUUCAAAUUAUGAUUAUACUGAUUAUUCUUUUGAUGAUUUAAAAGAAAAUAUAAGAAGUAGUUGUAUUAAAAGUAUUCCUAUAGAUAUCAAUAUGUAUAUCAAUAGAGAAAAAUUGAGAAGUGGCUAUGAUUAUGAUCAAAUACAUUUAAUAAAUUUAACAAAUAGCGAGAAAAUUAAAAAUAUUGUUUUUCAUAAAAUGAAAGAUGAAAGCAAAUUAAAUAAUUAUUUAUGUUUAACUGAUAAUGACCAGGAGAAUGAUUAUAAAAACUUAUUUAAUAGUGAUUUAAAUAUAAAAGAGAGCAUCAAUACCACUAAGAACAGCAAUAAUAGUAAUAGUGAAGAUAUCAACUUUAGUAAUAUUGAUGAAAAUCAGAAAGACUUAUAUUUUAAGUCAAAUUUAUUUGAAAAAUUGAAAAUAUGUGGGCAGUUUAAUAGAGGUUUUGUUAUAUCCAAAAUUGACUUAAAUUAUUUUAAAAAUCAAUUUAAUCAAGAAAAUAGUAAUUUUUCUGAUAAUAGUAAUAAUAAAAAUUAUAAUAAGAAUGAUUAUGCUUUAUUUAUAAUAGAUCAACAUGCAGCUGAUGAAAAAUCCAAUUUUGAAAAAUAUAAUAAAACUUUUACUAUGAAAUCUCAAAAAUUAAUAAGCAAAAUUAAUUUGCAACUAAGCCCAGCGCAAAUACAUAUUAUUCAAAAAAAUUUAGAAAUAUUUUUAGAAAAUGGAUUUGAAGUAGAAAUAGUUGAAGAGUCGAUACAUAAAAAAAGAAAAUUAAAUAAUAUAAACGAAGAAGAAGAAGAAAUGCUCAUGGAAAUAAAAGUAUACUUAUUAUCAUUACCAGUUUUUAAUGGAAAAAUAUUAGAAGUCGUAGAUUUUAUGUCACUUUUGUAUCAUCUCACUGAGCAUCCAGUAACAUUUGAUAAAAGAAGUUUUGAAAUUUUUAUAGAAAAUAAACAUCAAUCAAAUGGAAAAGUAGAUACUUGGUUUAAUUAUAACUUUCCUAGACCUCAAAAAGUUUGGAGAAUUUUAGCAUCAAAAGCUUGUAGAAAUGCAAUAAUGGUAGGAAAAACUUUAAAUAUUUCUGAAAUGAUAAAAAUAAAAAAAAAAUUAAGUGUAUUAAAGAAUCCAUGGAAUUGUCCUCAUGGUAGACCUACUAUUAAAUAUAUCAUUAAUAAUGUUGAUAUAAAAAAUUGCUUUAAAAAUUACUACUUAAAAUUAUAUGAUGAAAUUUCAAAUUUAAUUUUAACAAAAAAUUAUGAAGCAUAUAAAUAUCUUUUUCAUAAUCAUAUAUUUUUUUUAAUUAUGUCAACUAAACCAUUACUUGGGCCUAUAUUGAAAUUUCAGUAA